CCCAGUGAACGGUAGACAUUUUUCUUGCACUUCCACAUCUCUCUCUCUCUCUCUCUCUCUCUCUCUCUAUACAAACUUCAAACAUGGUGGCAAGAAGAAGAACAACUUCUUCUUCUUCCUUCUCUCUCUUCCUCCUCACAUUUUUUUUCCUCACUCUCUCUCCUCAAGUUCUCUUAUGUUCCCCAACAGACUCAUUCAUCUUCGGUGGGUGUACAGAGCAAAAAUACACACCCAACUCACCCUACGAAACCAACCUCAACUCGCUCAUUACCUCCCUGGUCAACUCAGCCACCUACUCGUCCUACAACAACUUCUCAAUCUUCGGCUCCACGUCACAGGACUCCGUCUACGGACUCUACCAGUGCCGCGGAGACCUAUCCAUGCCCGACUGCGCCACCUGCGUCGCACGUGCGGUGAGCCAGGUGGGCGUGCUGUGCUCGCAGACCUGUGGGGGUGCGGUGCAGCUCCAAGGGUGCUACGUCAAGUACGAUAACAAUACCUUUUUGGGUGUGGAGGAUAAGACCGUGGCGAUGAAGAAAUGUGGACCGUCGAUCGGGUAUGAUUCUGAUGGGAUGAGCAGGAGGGAUGCGGUUUUGGCAGCUCUGAUGGGAUCUGGUGGGCCAUAUAGGGUUGGUGGGUCAGGGAAUGUUCAGGGGCUGGCCCAGUGUGUGGGGGAUUUGAGUUCGGUAGAGUGUCAGGAUUGUUUGGGGGAAGCGAUCGAACGGUUGAAAACUGAUUGUGGGACCGCCAAUUAUGGGGAUAUGUUCUUGGCUAAGUGUUAUGCGAGGUAUUCGACCGGUGGACCUCAUUUUUAUAACAAGGCCCAUGAUGAUAAAUCAAGCAAUGAUGGUGAGAAAACAUUUGCAAUUAUCAUUGGAUUAUUAGCAGGAGUUGCCCUCCUCAUCAUCUUCCUUACCUUCAUCAGAAAGGUGCUUGAGGGAAAUGGUAAAUAGAUUAUGAAUAUAUUGUCAAAGUUACUUCCACCCCUUCAAUCUCAACCUCCUCAAGUCACUUGCUUUUGGUGGUUCUGUUUUCCUCCUUUAUUGUUAUUAUUAUUUUUUUUCCUUAAUUAUUCCAGCUUUCCUUUCUCUCUUUCUCUUCCUUUUACUUGGAUUUACUUUUAUAUUUCUCUCCAAAAAGGAAGUUCAAAAGAAAAGAUGGAAAGAAGUAGUGUGACGGGUCACCUGCCCGAAACAAAGUUGUAAAGAGGGAAAAAGAGAGGAGAAAGAUUCCAAAUCUUCUCCACUUAACAAAAGGUGUAUUGUCUCUAAUGUUAAAAUUAAAAAUGGCAUAUUCUUUUUGUAAAGGCAAUGCAGAUUAUGUAUUUCUUUGUGCUGU
Molecule: messenger RNA, 1338 nt
Organism: Ziziphus jujuba (common jujube)
Lineage: Eukaryota; Viridiplantae; Streptophyta; Magnoliopsida; Rosales; Rhamnaceae
Product: plasmodesmata-located protein 7
Exons: 3
Coding region: 84-953 (289 amino acids)
Cellular component (GO): plasmodesma
Source: RefSeq, a predicted model, not a curated record